AAUUACUGCAGCCUGCCAUCCGUCAAACUGGCAGCAUAAUUUUUUUUUGUUUAAAGGCAAAUUUUCUCACAUUAUUGGACUGAUACAUAAUCAUUUGAGUCCUCCUCUCUUUGUCGCCUCCCCCUCCACCCUAACAUGUUUGGUCUUGGUCUGUCUGUCCGCCUCAGGGAACCUAGAGUACCAUUUGAGACUUCACAGAGGAGAGAGGCCGUUUCCCUGCCUCGAGUGCAGCCAGGCUUUCACCCAGAAGCUUGAUCUCCAGCGACACAUGUUCUCCCACACCAAAGGGGGAUUUCUCUGCAGCUUCUGUGGGAAGUCUCUGAGGGACCCCCACAGCCUGAGGUACCACGAGAGGCUGCACACUGGAGAGAGACCCUAUUGCUGCUCUGUCUGCGGGAAAGGCUACACGCUGGCCACCAAACUGAGGAGACACAUGAGGUCUUCCCAUCUGAAAGAAAAGCCAUACAGUUGCUCCUGCGGUGCUUCCUACACUGUGAAACAAAGUCUGCUGAGACACCAGGCACAGCACAGGAUGGAGGCAGGAGGUCAGAAGGAGGUGGAAGGAGAACAGAGAGAGGAGGUAGACCAAAAUGCUGAGCAGGAGCCAGAGGCUUUAAGCUGUAGUCACUCUAAACCGGUUCGAGGCAGACCAAAGAAAGGUCUGCGCCUUCAAGAGUCUGGGGGGAGGGGAGGAGGAGAUGCUGAGCAGAGAAGAGAGCUAGGAGAAGAUGAGAUCAUGAGUGUUGAAACAGCAACCAGAGGAGCAGAAGAGACUCCAGGCGACGUCCAGCACACUGUUGUCUAGGUCCACUCAGAUGACCUGUCUGCACCGACCUCCACUCCCCUGCUCCUAGAUGCAGAGGACUUGCUGCCUGCAGGAACAGAGCCAGGGCUGGUGGAGGUGGUGAUAUCGGAUGGCGUGGAGCAGUGCAUCAUGGUCCAGGGUCAGCAAAUGGAGGGAGAGCUGCUGAUCCUGCAGGAGGAAGAGGGUGGACUCUGCACUGUGGCUCAGACUGUUGAGAUAAAAACAAUAUAACCAAAACCCUCAGCUGGAGCGUCUCAGGCCAGUGACUCAGUGAACCUCCCUUCUUCCAGCCUACCUCAACUACAGGUGUUGUGUUCAUGGCAGGAAGGAUUUAAAGUGGUUAAAUGCUAAUUUUACACAAAAAUUCCAGCAAACAAAGAUGGAACCUUGUUUUUAUUUUAUCAUGCCUGUGUAUGUUGCCAACACUCGACUCCGAAAUUAGUUGAUUUUUGUUGAUGGGGAGAACUUACCUCGUCACAUUCCUGUAAAAGUGCACUGAAAAUAUCCCAGCGUUACAUCACUUCUUCAACAUUUACCUGGUUAUCUCCUGGAGGCAAAGGAAUAGAAUAAAACUUCAGUGAACUUCUGGAAAGUGGCUGACUGUGUGAGCGCAGACUCCAAUAAAAUCCAAAAUAAUACAGAAAUGGGAAAUCCUACAUUUCAAAUUGUAUUUUUUUUAUUUUUUGUAAAAGCAGUUUUCAUAAGGAAACAAGGAGCAAAGGAACAGAUGAAACAGUCUCAAUACCCAAGCAAACUAACUUCCUGAUUCUUUCCAAAUUCAGACUGUGAAA
Nothobranchius furzeri (turquoise killifish) is the source of this 1596-nucleotide messenger RNA. NCBI's taxonomy places the organism in Eukaryota, Metazoa, Chordata, Actinopteri, Cyprinodontiformes, Nothobranchiidae. The record is from RefSeq and is a predicted model, not a curated record.